AUGGAGCUUCCCUCGCAGCCUAACCUGCGGGUGACCAUCAUCGCCGCGGAUGGCCUGUACAAGAGAGAUGUCUUCAGAUUCCCGGAUCCCUUCGCAGUUGCGACCAUCAGUGGCGAACAAACGAGGACCACCGGUGUCAUCAAAAAGACCCUCAACCCCUACUGGAAUGAGAGCUUUGAUAUGCGAGUUACAGAAGAGAGCAUACUAGCAGUGCAGAUCUUUGACCAAAAGAAGUUCAAGAAGAAGGACCAGGGCUUUCUCGGUGUCGUCAAUGUCCGCAUAGGCAGUGUUAUCGACCUCGAUGCCGGCGGUGAUGAGAUGAUUACGAGGGAUCUCAGGAAAUCCAAUGAUAACCUUGUGGUCAACGGCAAGCUCAUCUUGAACCUCUCGACCAACCUGCGAGCGCCCAUCGCGAACGGCAGCAGUAACUCUACUCGGCCAUCGAACUCAUCCGCUGGACCAUCCACGAACGGAGCACAUACGCCCUCUACGCCGGUCGGUGCCCAGCCCACCGCUUCCCUCGCUGCCGAUCGCCCUACCAGCAAUCCCGGAUCCGCGGCGGCUUCUCGUCAAAAUACCAAUACCGCCAUGCCAGCGCCCAGUGGUGCUCCCAAUGGCGCGCCAACCCCGGCCAGACAAAAUCAGUCCGGCUUUAGUGCAUUUGAAGAUGCUCAAGGGAGACUGCCACCUGGAUGGGAAAGACGUGAGGAUAAUCUGGGCAGAACAUACUAUGUGGAUCACAACUCGCGACAGACGACAUGGAUUCGCCCCACCGCGAACUACAAUGCUGGUGAACAGAGAGCACAAAUGGAGCAGCAGCAACAGGUGGAGAGAACAAGACAUCAGGCGAGAAUGUUGCCGGAAGACCGUACCGGUGCUAACAGCCCAACGCUGUCAGACCGACAAGGCUCGCCCUCUCACACUCCCAACCCGUCUAAUGCGAACAGCGCCAACGCUGCACAAAUGGUAGCUACCGGGGCCACUACCGCUGGAACGGGAGAACUGCCAGCUGGCUGGGAGCAACGCCAUACUCCGGAGGGCCGAGCUUACUUUGUUGACCACAACACGCGCACGACAACAUGGGUCGACCCUAGGCGUCAACAGUACAUAAGAAUGUACGGUCAGAACGCUACUGGGAACAGCACCAUUCAGCAACAACCAGUGUCGCAACUUGGGCCCUUGCCGAGCGGAUGGGAAAUGCGGCUUACGAACACCGCGCGGGUUUACUUUGUGGACCAUAAUACUAAGACGACAACAUGGGACGAUCCAAGAUUACCGUCAUCCUUGGAUCAGAAUGUGCCUCAGUACAAGCGUGACUUUAGGCGCAAGCUGAUCUACUUCAGAUCACAGCCUGCGUUGAGGAUAUUGUCUGGCCAGUGCCACGUCAAGGUCCGCCGUACGCAUAUUUUCGAGGACUCGUAUGCGGAGAUUAUGCGUCAAAGCCCGAAUGAUCUCAAGAAGAGGUUGAUGAUCAAGUUCGACGGUGAAGACGGUUUGGAUUAUGGUGGUCUUUCCAGAGAGUUCUUUUUCCUUCUUUCUCACGAAAUGUUCAACCCCUUCUACUGUCUCUUCGAAUACUCGGCACACGACAACUACACUCUUCAGAUCAACCCUCACUCUGGUAUUAACCCAGAGCAUCUCGGGUACUUCAAAUUCAUUGGCCGAGUCGUCGGCCUGGCCAUCUUCCACAGGAGAUUCUUGGAUGCAUUCUUCAUUGGAGCUUUCUACAAGAUGAUCUUGAAGAAGAAGGUUUCUCUGCAAGACAUGGAGGGUGUCGAUGCCGAGUUCCACCGAACACUUACCUGGUCGAUGGAGAACGACAUCACCGAUGUCAUCUACAGCACUUUCUCCGUUGAGGAUGAAAGAUUUGGAGAGAAGGUCACCGUCGACCUGAAGCCUGGUGGCAGGGACAUCGAGGUGACGAAUGAGAACAAGAAGGAGUACAUUGACCUCAUUACGGAAUGGCGAAUCCAGAAGCGUGUCGAGGAGCAGUUCAAUGCCUUUGUGGCUGGUUUCCACGAGCUUAUCCCCGCAGACCUGGUCAACGUCUUCGACGAGCGUGAGCUGGAGUUGCUCAUUGGUGGUAUUGCAGACAUCGAUGUCGAUGACUGGAAGAAGCACACGGAUUACCGUGGAUACACGGAGAACGACGUUGUUAUCCAGAACUUCUGGAAGUGCAUUCGCAGCUGGGACGCAGAACAAAAGUCCCGUCUCUUGCAGUUCGCUACCGGUACAUCGCGUAUCCCCGUCAACGGUUUCAAAGAUCUCCAAGGAUCAGACGGACCUCGCAGAUUCACCAUCGAGAAGUCCGGCGAGGAGACGCAGCUACCCAAGUCACACACUUGCUUCAACCGCUUGGAUCUUCCCCCCUAUAAAUCAUUCGACGCUCUUAACCAGAAGCUCACGUGGGCCGUGGAGGAGACGGUCGGGUUCGGCCAGGAGUAA
Messenger RNA from Zasmidium cellare ATCC 36951, 2445 nucleotides. RefSeq lists its product as uncharacterized. Lineage: Eukaryota; Fungi; Ascomycota; Dothideomycetes; Mycosphaerellales; Mycosphaerellaceae. The transcript is spliced from 7 exons. The record is from RefSeq and is a predicted model, not a curated record. The coding region runs from base 1 to 2445 and encodes 814 amino acids. Gene Ontology annotation, molecular function: protein binding; ubiquitin protein ligase activity. Gene Ontology annotation, biological process: ubiquitin-dependent protein catabolic process.